UCAGCAUGUUUAUUUACUCUGAAUUCAUUAUUAGAUUAAUGAAUUAGAUUAUUGGUAUCAGAUUUAUUUCUCCUCUGCCUACUCUGUUGCCAUAUCUGUGGAGUUUGUGUAUUGUGUCUGUUGAAUAUGAAUUUGUGGCUCUGUUCCUAUAUUAUUUCCCAUAUUUACUGCAGUUUUACAUAUGAAAUCGAUACCAUUUGAAAUACGUACAGCCUGUAGGCUAGAGGCUGGGACCUGGAAGGUUGGUGGACCAAGCCCUGGUGUAGCCACGAUAAGAUCCGCACAGCUGUUGGGCCCUUGAGCAGCUGUUGGGCCCUUGAGCAGCUGUUGGGCCCUUGAGCAGCUGUUGGGCCCUUCAGCAGCUGUUGGGCCCUUGAGCAAGGCCCUUAACCCUGCACUGCUCCAGCGGGAUCCCCUGCUUCGUCUGAUUAAUGACAUGACGAUGCAAUGGACCAAAGAAUCAUUCAAAGUGGAGUCACCUAGAUUCAUUUCACACAUGUAGUCCUAUUGUCAAAUUAUCACAAAAUAACUUAUUAAUAAUGCUUUUGACUGGAUAUUAUAAGGCCGGUUUUGCACAUUAUGGUUUUGUAAGACAAAAAAAAAAUUUACUUUUGUUGUUGUCAGGGAAGUGAUGCCAAGAGCUCUACGUUUAAGGAAGUUUAUGUUCCAUUAAUGCUUGGCCUUUUCUGGAGUCUAUUUAACACACUCAGAAUGAUGUAAUGUGGGCAGAAACACACGUGCACUGGAGUGGCUGUACUGGGAUUAUACGACCAAACCGGAGGAUGAGUUUGUGUCCUGUAAACAGGAGCGCUCCCACUCUGCCCGGGGUGGUGUUAAUCAGUCCUGCCGAAAGAGCUGCUGAACAAAAACACAUAUUUCUGGUGGGGAUUUUUAAUGGUGACAGCAGUAUUUUGUUGAUACUCUUUUUUAGUUUGUUAAAUUCUCAUGAGCAGAUUAGAAGUAAACACACUGAAACACCCAGUCACCAUAAUAACAUAAAGCUUUGAUAAAUAGUUUUUAAACAUAAUUCUUUUCAUUAUUUUUAUGUUCUCUGUCCAUUGUGUCCUUUUUAGUUUACUGGCAUGUGAGCUACUGAACAUGUGCAGACGUACUAGCAUAGGAAUGUCCACUAGGGGGUGCUGCUCCCACAUAUUUCAGAUUUUCUCAUCACUCAAGUGGCGAGUGGCGAGUGGCUUCCCCUGAAGUCUCCCAACGAAUCACAGGAGCUGUACAUCAACCUCACUCUCUAAUGCAGAAGGGAAGUAUUGACCCAGCUGCCUGUGCCCCGCUGGGCCCGCCCUGGAGCUCUGCUAUUGGCUGCUCCCUCUCCCAGCCUCAUUCGAUUGGCUAUGACAGGAAGUGACACGUGAUGUUCAGCCUGCGGUUGAUUGGUCAUCUCCGGUCACUCUUGGGACCCUGUGUCCUGCCUCCUCUCCUCCUCUCCUCCUCUCCUCCGAGCCGAGUGUCGUGGGAUCCCCAUCCCGGAUCCCCGCUCUGAAACCGCCGGAGUAUGGCUGCUCUGCUCUGUGCUGCCAAGUGCAAGAAGCAAGUGAGCGAGCUCCACGAGGAAGGGAGGAACGCCAUCAACUCUCCCCUGCAGCCGUCCUCCCUGGCCCUGCUCCCCGAGGACACGCUCCUGGAGGAGAACGGGGAACGGAGUAUGUUGGAGCCCCUGUCCCGAGACUGUCCCAAAUUUAAAGAGCUGCAGAGGGUGCUGGUUGACUGGAUUAAUAAGGAGCUGGAGGGAGACAGGAUCAUCGUGAAGGACUUGGAAGAGGACCUCUAUGACGGGCAGGUGCUGCAGAAGCUGUUCGAGAAGCUCUCAGGGCAGAAGCUGAAUGUUGCCGAGGUGACACAGUCAGAGAUUGGGCAGAAGCAGAAGCUGCAGACAGUGCUGGAGGCGGUGAAUGAGCUGCUGAGAGAGAGAGAGAGGGAGAGCACCCCCUGCUGGAGCACCGAGUGGAGCGUAGACUCCAUCCACAGUAAGAGCGUAGUGGCGAUAGUCUACCUGCUGGUGGCGCUAGUGAUGCACUUCCAGGCCUCGGUCCGGCUGCCGGAGCAGGUGUCCGUGCAGGUGGUGGUCGUCAAGAAAAAAGAUGGUGUCUUACAAACGUCCCAUGUGACCAAGGAGCUGACCACAAGCACAGAGAUCAUGAUGGGAAGAUUUGAAAGAGAUGCUUUUGACACCUUGCUGGAUCAUGCACCUGACAAACUAAAUGUCGUCAAGAAGUCUCUCAUCACCUUCGUGAACAAACACUUGAACAAGCUGAACUUGGAGGUGACAGAGCUGGAAUCACAGUUUGCGGACGGGGUGUACCUGCUGCUGCUGGUGGGGUUGCUAGAGGACUACUUCAUCCCGCUCUACAACUUCUACCUCACACCUGAGACCUUCGAGCAGAAGGUUCACAACGUGUCCUUUGCCUUUGAGUUGAUGCAGGAUGGGGGAUCGCGGGCCAAAGCUCGGCCAGAAGAUGUUGUAAACUUGAACCUGAAAUCUACCCUGAGAGUCCUGUACAACCUGUUCACUAACUACAAAAAUGCAGACUGAACUACAAACAUGGAGCCUGCUGGCCCACAGCUUCAGGAAGCUGCUAUCACCCAUGGCAACGCACUGGAGGGAAAAAAACUGGAGCUACAGCAAUGCCCUUCAUCCAUCUUUUAAUGUUUCUUUUUUUAUCUUUAAAAAUCUUUUAUCUUUUAAAAAAAAAAGAAAAAAGAUCUUUGCUAUGUAUGUUAGCAUAACAAAUUACCAACUGGGACUAGAAAUGUGCUACCAUGGCUAAGUCCCAACUGGGUUUAUAACUGGUCAUUGUAAAUUAUUUUGCUAUCAUUGAAAAACCCUGUGUGACUAGAACCAUUUACCAAACCUGAUUGGCUAACACAAGGGAGAAGGGUGUGUGCGAUGAGUUAUGAUGAGUUAUGAUUGGCUUGAUACCAAAACCUGAUGAGCUGAGAGAGCGUUGUGAUGAAUGGUGAAGGAGCUACAACUCUGUGAACGUGACAGGAAGUACACUGCAUCACUGCAUCACUGCAGGCUACUGGCUCAUUCUGAUUUAGGUGUGACAGUGCCUUUUGUGGUUUAUGUCAUUUUAUAAAAAUGAAAAAAAAAAACAACAACAAGCAUAUGCCUAUUCCAUGUAAUAUAUUUCAAAUCAUAUAAUGCAGUUCAUAUAUUUUAUUCUAAGGCUACUAUAUAUUCUGCUACCCGCUUUAAGUCAUUCAGAGAGAAGGAGAGAGAGCCAUGUUGGUACUCCUGUGCUGUUGUGAAGUCUACAUCCUCACCAAACAGACAGGGGCACAUAGUCUUCAACAGUGCAUGACAAGUCUGGUAAAUAGUCAACUAAACAGAGGGAAUGUUCAAUAAAAAAACAAGGAACGACUCGCUUACAUUUCAAUAAUAUUGCACUGACUUUAUUAACGAGUCCUGUGAAUGUGUUAAAAGCCAUAUGAACAGAGAUUGCCUUUGCAUGUUUGCCUACAAACUACGCGACUGGUUUGUUACACAAUUGUGAAAAUACAAUUUUAAAAAAUGAAGAUACAUGUUAUUUACUUGUUUUCAGUCGAAUUAAAUAAAAGCUGAAACUACC
This is a messenger RNA of Conger conger (European conger), 3587 nucleotides long. RefSeq names its product beta-parvin-like. Gene Ontology annotation, biological process: actin cytoskeleton organization; establishment or maintenance of cell polarity; substrate adhesion-dependent cell spreading. Bases 1511 to 2548 code for a protein of 345 amino acids. Gene Ontology annotation, cellular component: cytoplasm; actin cytoskeleton; focal adhesion. NCBI's taxonomy places the organism in Eukaryota, Metazoa, Chordata, Actinopteri, Anguilliformes, Congridae. The transcript has 14 exons. Gene Ontology annotation, molecular function: actin binding. The record is from RefSeq and is a predicted model, not a curated record.